AUGUGCAAAUCCAAAAUGUCAGUCGACGCCGCCCAGCCAGUCUCCACCCCUCGCCGGACCCCACGCACCCAUCAAUCCACCCACCCAACUUCCGCCGCCUCCUCCUCCUUCGAACAGCCUUCCACCUCCAACACCCACAGCGGCGGCCACAACACCUCCAUCACAAGUUACAAGCUCUCUUCCUCCACUUCCUCCUCCACCUCCUUCUCCAACCUCAAAGACUCCCUCCCCGUCCCCGAAAACCCCAUCCUCUACGACUUCUCCGAACUCUGCGCCGCCACCAACAACUUCCUCUCCAAACGCCUAACCGACACCUCCACCCCCUCCUGGCGCUGCAAACUCCGCGGAAAAGACGCCGUCGUUUUCCAGCGCAAGUUCCGCGUCAAGCUCUCCGCCGCCGAACUCAAAAACCGACUCUCCACCCUCUGCCGCAGCCACCACACCUCCAUCAUCAAGCUCCUCGGCGCGUGCAUCUCAACCGACCAUACAUUCCUCGUCUACGAAUUCGUCCACGGCGCCAGCCUGGCAGCCUGCCUGCGGAACCCCAAUAACCCGAAUUUCACGGUCCUGUCCACGUGGACCUCACGUAUGCAGAUCGCCACCGAUCUCGCUCAGGGCUUGGACUACAUCCACAACAACACCGGCCUCAACGUCAAUUUGGUCCAUAACCACAUCACAAGCGGCAGCGUUUUGGUCACCGAACCGCACUACAACGGCCUCAUCUGCCAUUUCGGGGCCGCCCAAUUGUGCGGCGAGACCGAUUCCUACACCCUCCAAAACUCUAAUCCCAGACCGGGAGACCAAAUCGAAGGCCCCACGUCGAGAUUGAGCCGAUCCGACAGCCGGAAAAACCAGUUCGAAGGCGUGAGAGGGUACAUGUCGCCGGAAUUCCGGACCACCGGCGCGGCGACCCAGAAGUCCGACGUGUAUGCAUUCGGGAUCGUAAUCUUGGAGCUUUUGUCGGCUCAGGAGCCGUUCAAGUACAAGUUCGAUAAAACUCGGGGCGAUUUUAUCAGAACCUCGGUGGUCGACUCGGCGCAGGCGGCGGUUCUCCGCGGAGGUCUGAGGACUUGGGUGGAUAACAGGCUCAAGGACUCGUUUCCCGUGGAGGUGGCUGAGAAAUUGACACGUUUGGCAUUGGAGUGCGUACACGUGGACCCUGAUCAACGGCCCAGCAUGGAACGCGUGUCGGGGAAGAUCUCCAAGCUGUAUUUGGAGUCGAAGUUUUGGUCCGACAAUGUGAGAGUUCCGGCGGGGAUUUCGGUCUCACUUGCCCCGAGAUAAAACGCUGUCGUUUUGGUGGAAGAACAAUAUUCUAAUUCUGUACUUUUGUAAUUAGGAAAUAGGGAAUUUGAGAGCGACAUAAGUGAUUAUUUUGAACAUUUAAACGAUGAAUUUCAGUGAUUUGAUAACGAUA
Molecule: messenger RNA, 1417 nt
Organism: Pyrus x bretschneideri (Chinese white pear)
Lineage: Eukaryota; Viridiplantae; Streptophyta; Magnoliopsida; Rosales; Rosaceae
Product: lysM domain receptor-like kinase 3
Exons: 1
Coding region: 1-1284 (427 amino acids)
Biological process (GO): protein phosphorylation
Molecular function (GO): protein kinase activity; ATP binding
Source: RefSeq, a predicted model, not a curated record